Eptesicus fuscus (big brown bat) is the source of this 1942-nucleotide messenger RNA. Its product is annotated as zinc finger protein 850-like. Gene Ontology annotation, biological process: regulation of transcription by RNA polymerase II. Bases 1 to 1824 code for a protein of 607 amino acids. The record is from RefSeq and is a predicted model, not a curated record. Lineage: Eukaryota; Metazoa; Chordata; Mammalia; Chiroptera; Vespertilionidae. Gene Ontology annotation, molecular function: DNA-binding transcription factor activity, RNA polymerase II-specific; RNA polymerase II cis-regulatory region sequence-specific DNA binding. The transcript is spliced from 2 exons.
AUGCUUCGUCAGGAAAAAGGUGUCCAUCUUGGAAGUCGGUGUUUUGUGUCUUGUGAAUGUGGAAAAUCUUUUAAAAGUAGAAAUUGUCUCCGAUAUCAUCAGAAAGUUCACACUGGAGAAAAGCCUUAUCAAUCCAGUGAAUUAGAAAGAUCUUUUACCUCUAAGACCAUCCUUCAUCAACAUCAGAGAGUUCAUAUGGGAGAAAAGCCGUAUAAAUGCAUUGAAUGUGGAAAAUCUUUUGCAGGGAGCAAUGGUCUUCGAUAUCAUCACAGGGUUCACACUGGAGAAAAGCCUUAUAAAUGCUAUGAAUGUGGAAAAUCUUUUACAGGGAGCAAUGCUCUCCAAUAUCAUCAGAGAGUUCACACUGGAGAAAAGUCUUAUAAAUGCAGUGAAUGUGGAAAAUCUUUUGCAGGGAGCAAUGCUCUCAAAUAUCACCAGAGGGUUCACACUGGAGAAAAGCCUUAUAAAUGCAGUGAAUGUGGAAAAUCUUUUACCCAGAGCUCUACCCUUUGUUAUCAUCAGAGAGUUCAUAUGGGAGAAAAGCCAUAUAAAUGUAGUGAAUGUGAAAAAUCUUUUACACGGAAAAAAGGUCUCCUAUUUCAUCAGAGAGUUCACACUGGAGAAAAGCCUUAUAAAUGCAGUGAAUGUGGAAAAUCAUUUGUAGGGUGCAGUGGUCUUCAAUAUCACCAGAGGGUUCACACUGGAGAAAAGCCCUUUAAAUGCAGUGAAUGUGGAAAAUCUUUUACCCAGAGCUCUGCCCUUCGUUGUCAUCAGAGAGUUCAUAUGGGAGAAAAGCCAUAUAAAUGUAGUGAAUGUGGAAAAUCUUUUACACAGAACAAAGGUCUCCUAUAUCAUCAGAGAGUUCACAGUGGAGAAAAGCCUUAUAAAUGCAGUGAAUGUGGAAAAUCUUUUAUAGGGAGCGGUGGUCUCAAAUAUCAUCAGAGAGUUCACACUGGAGAAAAGCCUUAUAAAUGCAAUGAAUGUGGAAAAUCUUUUACAGGGAGCAAUGCUCUGCAAUAUCAUCAGAAAGUUCACACUGGAGAAAAGCCGUAUCAAUGCAGUGAAUGUGGGAAAUCUUUUACCCAUUCAAGUACCCUUCGUUAUCAUCAGAGACUUCAUACGGGAGAAAAGCCUUAUAGUUGCAGUGAAUGUGGGAAAUCUUUUACAAGGAACACAGGUCUCCAAUAUCAUCAGAGAAGAGUUCACACUGGAGAAAAGCCUUACAAAUGUAGUGAAUGUGGGAAAGCUUACACCACUAGCAGUCAUCUUUAUCGUAAUCAGAGAGUGCACACUGGAGAAAGGCCUUAUCACUGCAGUGAAUGUGGAAAAUCUUUUACACACAGCUCUGUCCUUCGUUAUCAUCAGAGACUUCAUACAGGAGAAAAGCCUUAUAAAUGCAGUGAAUGUGGGAAACCUUUUACAAGUAGCAGUGGUCUCCAUUAUCAUCAAAGGGUUCACACUGGAGAAAAGCCUUAUCAAUGCAGUGAAUGUGGAAAAGCUUUCACCACUAAGACCCAACUUCAUCAACAUCAGAGAGUUCAUACAGGAGAAAAGCCUUAUCAAUGCAGUGAAUGUGGGAAAUCUUUUACCCAGAGUUCUGGGCUUUAUUAUCACAAGAGAAUUCAUACAAGUCAAAAGCCUUAUAAAUGCAGUGAAUGUGGAAAAUCUUUUACCCAGAGUUCUGGACUUCAUUUUCAUCAGAGAAUUCAUACAGGAGAAAGGCCUUAUCAAUGCAGUGAAUGUAGAAAAUCUUUUACAAGUAGCAGUGGUCUCCAUUAUCAUCAGAAAGUUCACACUGGAAAAAGCCAUUAUGAGUGCAAUUAAUGUGAGGUAUCUCUCAGGCAUAUUUCUAAAUUCACUCUCCACCUAAGAGUCCAAAUGUGAGAAAUAUCUUAGAUGUGUAGGAAAUGUAGUUUCUAAGUUAGGACUUAACAAUAGUACA